This is a messenger RNA of Sphaeramia orbicularis (orbiculate cardinalfish), 1372 nucleotides long. Its product is annotated as complement C1q tumor necrosis factor-related protein 3-like. The transcript is spliced from 8 exons. The coding region runs from base 113 to 811 and encodes 232 amino acids. The record is from RefSeq and is a predicted model, not a curated record. Lineage: Eukaryota; Metazoa; Chordata; Actinopteri; Kurtiformes; Apogonidae. Gene Ontology annotation, molecular function: protein binding.
UUGAGCACCUCAGACUGAAGCUCCAGGCUGACACUGAGAAGACACAAGAGAAGGAAAUCUGCAGCAGGUCUUCAUCUGGGACAUCUGCAUCAUCUGCAUCGUUGUCGUCGUCAUGAAGUUGCUGGUUGUGUUUCUCCUCGUUGGAACCAUGAUGGUCCUGUCAGAGGGUUUUCCAGAACCAGAGCCUGGACCUGAGGCCAAACCAACUGAAGGAAGUGAACCUGAGACAGAAUCAGCAGAUGAAGACGAGAACAGUGUUGUAAAGAGAGCAGCAGGAUGCCCCUUUGAUUGGAUAGGAUUCAGAAAUGACGUUCAGAGAAAGAUUGGUGCCAUGAAAGAACGACUGGCAGCUUUGGCAAACAGACUGAAGAACAGCGAGAAACUGAUUGAAGACCUGAAAAGCAAAGAAAAAAGGGACAUCAUUUUCAGUGCAGCUACAGAUGGAAGUGGAUCAUUCGGACCCUUCAACACAGACAAAACCUUAGUAUAUCAAAGUGUGAAAACUAACAUUGGCAAUGCCUACAACCAACACACAGGUGUGUUUACUACCCCCGUUUCAGGCACUUACUACUUUACCUUCUUUUACCAUGCACUAGGAGGUCACCCAGCACAUCUCUUUCUCCAAAAAAAUGGUCACGUUGUUGCACAAACCUAUGAUCACAAAUCGCAGCAUGAUGGGGCUGAUAAUGGAGGCAAUGCAGUAAUUCUACAGCUGCAAAAAGGGGACCAAGUGUUUGUGCGCUUGGGUGCACACGCACACAUUUGGGCACCUCAUCACUAUACUACCUUCAGUGGUUUUCUGAUUCAUUAAGUUUAACCCAUAAAGACCCAGAGUUACUUUUGUGGCACUUCCCAAAUUAAUUUUUCUCUUUAUUUGACCUUUCUUAAGUGAUUUAACACAAUUUAUAAUAAUACUGUUCUCUAGAAGAGAGCAGACAGGUUUCUGAGCUGUUCUGCUGUUUCUGCCUCUCCCACUCUGCUGGAAUGAUGACAGUUGUGUGUCUCACCUUCAUUCCAUCUGUGCCAGAAGAGUGGAUUACUGAGCAAACACAGAGGCAUGAACUGAAAUCACAGUCAGCGAUGUGUGUUUGUAUCUAAAGCCUGCACAUCGGUCUGUCUGUGUCAUCAGUCUCAUAGAUAAACUGGUGACUUGAUAUUUGAAAUCAAACCUGUAUUUCUUUUCUUUUCUCGCUGUAACCCUACACAUGGAAAGAAGCGACAAGUCAAAUGUGAACUGCAGGUGGACUGCUUUAGGACCUGGUGUCUCAUAAAAGAGCAGAUUGAACGGUUCUGAAAAGAUGCUUUUAGCUCAACUUCAUUCUGAUUCUGUUCUUCUUCAAUCAUGCAUGAAUAAAAAGAUUUAAGCAUUGAA